This is a messenger RNA of Drosophila takahashii, 2281 nucleotides long. It is a transcript of the gene Zasp67, whose product is annotated as Z band alternatively spliced PDZ-motif protein 67. The record is from RefSeq and is a predicted model, not a curated record. NCBI's taxonomy places the organism in Eukaryota, Metazoa, Arthropoda, Insecta, Diptera, Drosophilidae. Gene Ontology annotation, biological process: muscle structure development; actin cytoskeleton organization. Gene Ontology annotation, cellular component: Z disc; stress fiber; adherens junction. Gene Ontology annotation, molecular function: muscle alpha-actinin binding; actin binding.
ACGUUUUCCCCCGUUACCGCAAAAGCUCCGGAAAAGCGAGGAAACCUAAAAAAAAUUCGCGAACGAAAUCGAAAAGAUCCAAAAAAAUCGGAAUAAAUCAAGGAAAAUGGUGGUCGACAUCAAGAUGUGCCGUUUUGAUAAUGUGCCCUGGGGCUUUCGACUCGUGGGCGGGGCGGACUACGACUAUCCGCUGACGGUGGUUAAGGUGACCGAGGGCAGCAUUGCUGACGAGGCUGGACUGCGGGUCGAGGACAUCAUCGUGCGCAUCAAUGACACGGCUGCCACGCCCCUCAGCCACGACGAGGCCCACCGCCUCAUUAUGAACAGCGGCAGCGUCUUCUACUUCGGCGUCUACCGGGAGAACGAGGAGGACGCCUACGAGUGCCUGAAGAGGUUUCCCACGAGCGAGGGUUCGUUGACCAAGUCACCGACGCCAUUCGUUUCCCCAUCGCCGACUCCAUCGCUGUCCCAGCUGACGGAAGCCACAAAUGCACGAACUCCGGAACCGGAGCCAUUCGUCCCGCCUCCCAGGGAAUUCGCCCCCAUUACGGUGCCUUCUGUGGACGUGGACGUCCUGGCGGAAUGUCGCCAACCCGUGUCGGAAGUGCAUUCGGAAGACAAUCGCGGGGCUGUGCCAGCUGAGGCACAAGAAGGUCUCUACUUGCCCGAUUUGCCCGAUCGCCCGUGCUCGGCGCUGUCCGAAAGGCAGGAAAUUAAGCUGGUGGAGGAGGAAAUUGCAGCCGUGCUGUCCGGCGAGUCGGAGGUGCUCAAGGAGCACAAUGUCCUCGGGAUCUUCCCCAAGCCCGGAGUCUGCAUGUCCAGCGAUGUCCUGCGCUCGCUCAACGAGGAGGUGACCAAGACGAAGCUGGAGAAGGACAAGGAGAACCGCCAGUGGUCCACCUUCCUGCAGCGUCCCAAUCGUCCGGUGCCCAAGAGCAAGCAAUCGCUGGAGGCCGAAAGGCGGGCGGCCAAUGCCUACAAGGUGACGAUUGUCAAGUCGGCGCCUCGGGAAAAAUCACCCAUGCCGGAAGCUAAACCGGCGCCAAAGGAGACCACACCGCCCAAAGAGAGGAAGAAGCAGGAGGAGCCAGUUCCGGAGGAGGUGGAGUCAACCGAACCGGAGCCCGAGAAGGAUGAGGAGCCACUGCCGACGGACAGCGAGGUGCCGAAUUUGGAGCAACUACCGGAGAGCGAGCUGCCGGACGAGCAGCCGGAGAAAGCCGAUGUGCCCAAGGAGGUUUGCGAGGCGGAGGAGGUCCAGGUCCCAACGGAGCCGGACUCUCCAGGCGCUUCCGAGGCUUCGGAGGCAACCCCUCCGGCUGAGCCCAGUACUUCGCCCAAAAGCGACGAGGAGCUGGCCCUGGAACGCCAGUUGGCUGAUGUGCAAAGACAACUGGCCGCCCUCUCGUCCCUGCCCUCCACCAUACAGUCGACCCUGGACGCGGUGACCAAGCAGCUGGCCGAAUUGGUGCCCACCUUCAAGCUGCAGCAGCAGCAGGAGCAGGAGAAGCUCUCGCCGGAAGCUCAGCUGCCGCAAAUCGAUGAAAGAGCCGAGGAAGGGGAAGGGGAAGUGACCACCAACACCGCAGGCGAAACGGAGGAUGCAGGCAAGGACAUAUCCAUAUCUGGGACUGACAACCCACUGGGGCCAUGUGAGAGUAAUGAGGAUAGAUGCGAUGCCAAUGACCGGGAAGUGGCGGAAAUAUCGCGCUCCACUGACGACAAUCGCCUGGCCAAGGACAAGAAAAAGGAUCUGGAGAAGGAGAAGGAGCAGGAGCCGUUGUCCGAGGAGCAGAGCUUCAAGAAGCAGAAGAGACACGAUGUCAUUGAGGAGCUCGAGGAGCAUUUGGUGCGCAAAAACAAUCCCCGGCGGUCGAAGCGGGCCUUUGGGCCAUUGGUCCCAUCCUCGGAGCGUCCUUUGGUCCUUCCGGGCGGUCGGCGUUGGUACCGUCCCAAGGAUGCCUACAACGAUGAGUUCAUUGCCGAGACCCUGAGCGCCCAGGCGGAGCUCAUCACGGGCAGCACUCUCGGGGUCAACUUCAUGAAGUACCAGAAGCCGGAGCGCAAAAUCGAUCUGAAUCGCAGCGAGGUGUACAAGUAUCUCAAUCCGCAUCUGGACAGGGCGCCCGUGCGUGGCAUCGAGGUGCGUGCUCCGCUGGUGGCCGCCGAGUCCGAUAUUCGCCAGUCACUGCAAUCGUAGGAGUGCUCCAGCAACACCCACCCACCCCAAUCUCAAGCCAAUCCCAUGGCUACACGGAGAAAAAGAAGCUGUACCAUUAGG